Molecule: messenger RNA, 954 nt
Organism: Phaeoacremonium minimum UCRPA7
Lineage: Eukaryota; Fungi; Ascomycota; Sordariomycetes; Togniniales; Togniniaceae
Exons: 6
Coding region: 1-954 (317 amino acids)
Source: RefSeq, a predicted model, not a curated record
AUGAAGAAUUUGGGAAGCAUUCUCCUUCUUCUUGCAACUUCCGCAACAUAUGUUGCUUCCAUUCCUUAUGGAGAUCAUCAGUACGGCGUGAGAGCUUAUGAUGAUGCCGAACCCGCUCCACUCCUAGCUCGCGAGCCCAAGAAAAAGAAUAAGCAGGCAGACCAGGCGGCUGUAGCAAAUGCUACGGUAGUCGCCAACGGCACGGUAGCAGAUACCGGAAAAGGGGCGACGAAAAAGGGAAAGAAAGCCAAGCAAGCAGCUCAAGAUGCGGCUGCUGCCAAUGCUACCGCCGUCGCUAACGGCACAGUGGCCGACACAGGCAAAAAGGGCAAAAAGGCCGCUGCAAAGGCGGCAAAGCAGGCCGCUCAGGACGCUGCACAGCAAGCUCAGGAUGCUCAAGCGGCGACAUCUGGCAGUCAACUAGAGCAACUUCUUCAAGGCCUCCAGGGCCAACUCGGAGCUGAUGCUGCUGCCAAUGCAAACGGUGGUGUCGAUAUUGGAUCCCUUCUCAGUCUUCUAGGAGCUCGUGAUGAGACAAAGGUAGAGAAGCGUCAGGGUAAGGGCAAGGGUGGCGGUGGUAAAGGCAAAGGAAAUGCUGGCGGAGCUGCCGGAGGCAAAGGGAAGGGUAAUGCUGCAGCCGCCGCUGGUGCCGGUGCCAACGCCGCCGCCGCCGCAGGAGGGAAAGGGAAGGGGAAGAACGCCGGUGCGGCCAAUGCGGCGGCCGCCAACGCCAACGCAAAUGCCAACGCGGCAAAUGCUAAUGCUGCUACGGCUGCUACUGGGAAGGGCAAGAAGGGCAAGAAGGCUAAGGCCGCCGCCGCUGCCGCUGCCGCCAGUGCUUCGGCUGCCGCCGCCGCGUCAAGUGCUUCUGUCGCCGCUGCUGCAUCAAGUGCCUCGGCUGCUGCACUGGCGACUUCUACCGCCGUGGCCAACGGCACCGCAGUUGUUGUCUGA